AUGAGAUCUGUUACUAGAAAUUUGGUUGCGGGGGCUGCCCUUUCUUGGGUACCUGCUGCGCUUGCUACCAAGCCAUGGGUCACUUCGGAGGCGCUUCAAGCUGGUAUCACCACGGAGGGAUUGAUGGAGAACCUUGCGAACUUGGACAGAAUCGCAACUGAGAAUGGCGGCAAUCGGGCUUUCGGUCUCCCUGGCUACACCGCAUCAGUAGACUACGUCACCUCUCAGCUAGCCAAAUACAACAGCACCGCCAAAUCCUGGACCCAAGACUUCCCAGCCCUCUUCAAUCGCGUCGAAUCGAUCGAAUUCCGAGUCGACAACACUUCCUACUACGUCUACGGCCUAACCUACUCGCCCUCCACCACUGCCGAAGGCGUAACCGCACCACUCGUCCUCGGCCCAACCGGCGACGCGGGCUGCACCGUCGAAGGCUACGCCGACUACGACGUGCAGGACAAGAUCGUGCUGGUCGAGCGCGGCACCUGCCCUUCGGGCGGCACGCUGGCAGGGCGCAUCCGGCCGGCGGCAGCCGCAGGCGCCAGCAACGUCAUCAUCUACAACAACGUGCCGACCAAAGUCACCGGCGGCACGCUGUCGGCGCCCGAUCCGGAAGAGUACGUGUCGAGCGGCUUCAUCAACCAGGUCGACGGCCAGGCCCUGCGCGACCGCCUGCUGGCCGGCGAGGCCAUCACGGCGCACUUCCAGCAGACGCAAACGAUUGAGGAGCAGCUGACGCAGAACGUCUUCGCCGAGACGCGCGGCGGCGAUCCGAGCAAUGUCAUCAUGCUGGGCGCGCAUCUCGAUUCGGUGCAGGCGGGCGCGGGCAUCAACGACGACGGCUCCGGCACGACGCUGCUGCUCGAGGUCUUCGAGGCGCUGUCCAGCUUCGACGUCAAGAACAAGGUGCGCUUCGCGUGGUGGGGCGCCGAGGAGAACGGCCUGGUCGGCUCGCGCUUUUAUACGUCCAGCAUCGCCAACACCAGCGAGGCCGACGACAUCCUGCUGUACCUCAACUUCGACAUGGUGUCGCGCGGCUACUACGGCGUCUUCGACGGCGACGGCAGCACCCACGGCCUGGCUGGCGCGCCCGGCUCCGACGUCAUCGAGAAGCUGUUCGUCGAUCACUUGGCCGGCCAGGGCCUGAACGUCACGCCCGCCGUCUUCACCGGCGGCAGCGACUACGCCUCGUUCAUGGAGACGCUGGGAAAGCCCGUGGGCGGCUUGCAUACAGGGACGGGCGUCGACCAGGAUCCGUGCUAUCACCAGGCGUGCGAUACGUACAACAACUCGAACCCGACGACGCUGACGAUUAAUGCGAAGGCUGCUGCUCAUGUCCUCGCUACACUGGCCAUUGACGGCACGGAUUUGAUCCCGAAGACGCCAUCGAAUGCGACUGCUUCGCUCAAUAGGCGCUUCUUCACCAGCGAGAGUUUGGGAAGCUUCCCUUGGACUGAGAUCGAGGGUGAGCGUCAUCUGGGGACUUGUGGACAUGAUGUGUAG
Molecule: messenger RNA, 1500 nt
Organism: Lasiodiplodia theobromae
Lineage: Eukaryota; Fungi; Ascomycota; Dothideomycetes; Botryosphaeriales; Botryosphaeriaceae
Product: Aminopeptidase y
Exons: 4
Coding region: 1-1500 (499 amino acids)
Biological process (GO): proteolysis
Molecular function (GO): metalloexopeptidase activity
Source: RefSeq, a predicted model, not a curated record